AUGGAGUUUGAUAAAGAGGUAAAACGCUGGCUAGCGUUUUACGAAGAAAACCCCCCGAUGGAAAUUAUACAGGCAACGUUAGCCCAAGUGGAUGCCUUCAUCACAGCAAAUGAAGACCAGGAGAACAAACUCUGGAUGGCGGAACAGCGCGCCUUUGAGAGACUGCCAGCUACCACACAG
This is a messenger RNA of Pelobates cultripes (western spadefoot toad), 180 nucleotides long. The record is from the annotation of a GenBank genome assembly. NCBI's taxonomy places the organism in Eukaryota, Metazoa, Chordata, Amphibia, Anura, Pelobatidae.